AUGAAUGUUGGCCAUUUAGAACGUGCUGCUAACUGCGGAAAAUCCCCCACUGUCAAAGUUGCCGACUUUGGUCUCGCUAAGGUUGUCGAUAGUGUCACUUUCCUCAGAACUAUGUGCGGUACACCUGCAUAUGUCGCCCCCGAAGUUGUGACCCAGCAAAACCGAGAAGGCUACGAUCACCUUGUUGACAUUCCCACCUUCGCGCUCACAACUCCACCGCGCCGUCUUGCAUCAAGCACUUCCAUUCUUGACUUCCGCACUCCAUCUCCGCCUCAUGACCUUUCCAAUCUUUCUGUUCUCCCUUCAUCAUCUGAAGAUGAAGCAGAGACACGCGAGGCGAUGUCACAGGCACCAUUAGAUGAAUUACCUAGUCCCAUGAACAUCAAUUCAGAAGGACGCGCACAAAAACGGCGAGGAUCGACCGUUGAGAUGAGCAGGAUAGCCCAGCUUUCGAUACAGGAAAUCGAGGCACUUGAGAAUGUUGCUACUGAGGACUCGUCGGAGAGCCAAGAGAUAUUGGGAGCGGUGCCUGUGGUAGCUGGUAGCACACCUAGAUAA
This is a messenger RNA of Suillus fuscotomentosus, 558 nucleotides long. RefSeq lists its product as uncharacterized. Gene Ontology annotation, biological process: protein phosphorylation. The record is from RefSeq and is a predicted model, not a curated record. Gene Ontology annotation, molecular function: ATP binding; protein kinase activity. The transcript is spliced from 4 exons. The coding region runs from base 1 to 558 and encodes 185 amino acids. Lineage: Eukaryota; Fungi; Basidiomycota; Agaricomycetes; Boletales; Suillaceae.